UCACACCUCCUCCCUCUCUUUCAGCUCAGCUCCUCUCUUCCUGAGCUUCACUCUGUCGUUGGCGUUCGCGUUGACUGGCCAGAGUCCGCGAGCUGAACACCUUGUUUUGAUCCACCACAUUUUUUUUUCUUUCAUUCUCCCAUCUCAGCAGCUCUUCACCCAUUCAUCCCUGUCCUGACCUCUGGACUGGACUGUUGAUUUCCCGGCCCACCAGAUCCUGGUUCCUCUUUCCACUUCCUGAUCUGAAUCUGACAUCUGAUUGGCCAUGGCGUACCAUAGCUUCCUGCUGGAACCAAUUAGUUGUCAUGCCUGGAACAAAGAUCGGUCCCAAAUUGCCUUGUGCCCCAACAACCAUGAGGUUCACAUCUACAAGAAAGAUGGAACCAAGUGGACCAAAAUCCAUGAGCUGUUAGAGCACAACGGUCAGGUGACAGGUAUUGACUGGGCUCCGGAUAGUAAUCGUAUCGUCACAUGCGGCGCAGACCGCAACGCCUAUGUGUGGUCCCUGAAAGAGGGAGCGUGGAAGCCCACCUUGGUCAUCCUCAGGAUCAACCGCGCUGCUCGCUGUGUGAAGUGGUCUCCCAAGGAGAACAAGUUUGCUGUUGGCAGCGGCUCGAGGCUCAUCUCCAUCUGCUACUUUGAGCAGGAAAAUGACUGGUGGGUGUGCAAGCACAUCAAGAAGCCGAUUCGCUCUACUAUCCUGAGUUUGGACUGGCAUCCCAAUAACAUCYUGCUGGCUGCUGGAUCCUGUGACUUCAAAUGCAGGGUGUUCUCAGCCUACAUAAAGGAGGUGGAGGAGAAGCCCGGCCCCACUCCCUGGGGCAGCAAGAUGCCCUUUGGGGAGAUGCUGUUUGAGUCUGGAGGGUCCGGGGCUGCAGCUCAGACCUCAGGAGGAGCAGGAGCAGGAGGUGGAGGCUGGGUGCACAGUGUGUGCUUCUCCAACUCUGGAAACCGCCUGGCCUGGACGUCCCACGACUCCACGGUGUCUGUUGCAGAGGGAGGCAAGACGAGCACGGUGAACAGUCUGAGCUCUGCGACUCUUCCUCUGCUGUGUGUUAUCUUUAUCACCGAGAACAGCUUAGUGGCAGCUGGUCACGACUGCUACCCGAUGCUGUUUGUGUACGAUGGAACCAAAGGCAACUUGACCUUUGGGGGCAAGCUGGAYGUCCCCAAGCAGGCAGCCCAGAAAGGCAUCAGCGCCAGGGAACGUUUCCAGAACCUGGACCGUCGGGCCUCAGAGACCCAGAGCAAYGACAAGGAUCUGAACACUCUGCACAAGAACAGCAUCAGUCAAAUCUCUGUGCUCGAUGGAGGAAGAAACCAGUGCACCAAAUUCUGCACUACUGGCAUGGACGGAGGAAUGGCCAUCUGGGACGUCAAGACUCUGGAGUCYGCCAUGAAGGACUUGAAGAUAGUGUGAGCUGAAGUUUACAUGACUCCGUUCAAAGUUUAAUCACUUUUGGAGACGCGAAGACUGCUGCUGCACUUCGCAAAGCUUUGUUGCCUUUUUCUUCCUUAAUCAAGAAUAUUUUUAUACCAGUUAAACAGUGUUUGUAGUCCAUCUGAAGCUUUUUGCUGGCUCAUCUAUUUCAAUGCUGGAUACAGAGAAGCUGACCUCAGAUACUUAAUGUGUUUAAUUAGUGCUGCCAAAAUAUUUCAAUCUGAGCUGGAUGCUUAACACUGCUUUUUCUAUAUAUAUAUUAUCACAACAGAAUGCUGUAAUGCUUAUAAUAAAAGGGUAUGCUGGUCAUAAUA
This is a messenger RNA of Austrofundulus limnaeus, 1755 nucleotides long. It is a transcript of the gene arpc1b, whose product is annotated as actin related protein 2/3 complex, subunit 1B. Lineage: Eukaryota; Metazoa; Chordata; Actinopteri; Cyprinodontiformes; Rivulidae. Bases 266 to 1420 code for a protein of 384 amino acids. Gene Ontology annotation, molecular function: actin filament binding. The transcript is spliced from 10 exons. The record is from RefSeq and is a predicted model, not a curated record. Gene Ontology annotation, biological process: Arp2/3 complex-mediated actin nucleation. Gene Ontology annotation, cellular component: Arp2/3 protein complex; actin cytoskeleton.